AUGCUAUCUGCCGCAAAUGCAACAGCAACCAAAACCAGCCGACUGGUGUUUGGCGCUCGCAGUCUCAGUCUCAGCUGUCGCCCACUUACUGCUACCACCGUAGUUUCCAAUGCUCUGUCCCGUACACAGCAGCACACUUUACUCUCACCACGCUCAUUCUCAACCAGCAGCACUCGCAAGUCUCAGUCAGCCGGCAUUGCCGCCGAAGGACCGCUUACCAGCGGGCUGGAAAAGGGCCAAGAGCUGCAUGGAUUUAAAGUGGAGGACAUACAGACGAUCUCCGAGCUCAAGCUGCGUGCGAUUCAGCUGCGGCACCAGCAGACCGGCGCCGAAUGGCUGCAUAUUGAGCGCGACGACAAGAACAACGUAUUCAGCAUUGGAUUCAACACGUCAGUGAGCGACAGCACCGGAGUCCCACAUAUUCUCGAACAUACGACAUUGUGCGGAUCCGAGAAGUAUCCCGUGCGCGAUCCGUUUUUCAAGAUGCUUAAUCGGUCAAUGUCAACCUUCAUGAAUGCUUGGACGGCGCAUGAUUACACGCAGUAUCCAUUUGCAACGCAGAAUGCCAGGGAUUAUGAGAACUUGCAGGGUGUUUAUUUGGACGCGGUGUUUAAGCCAACACUGCGGGAGGUGGAUUUCAGACAAGAAGGGUGGAGGUUGGAGCGGAAUCCGGAUGGCGCUCUCGGGUGGCAGUUCAAGGGCGUUGUUUAUAAUGAGAUGAAGGGUGCAUUUUCGGACGCCGGCAGUCUGUAUGCGACCAGGGCAGAACAGCAGCUGUUCCCGGGCACGACAUACCAAUAUGUCAGCGGCGGUGACCCGGAGUUUAUCCCGGAUCUGACGCACGAGCAGCUGGUCGAGUUCCACCGGACCAGGUACCACCCGAGCAACGCGCGUAUCUACUCAUACGGAAACCUGCCGCUGGCGCCGCAGCUGCAGCGGGUCGCCCAGGUCAUCGGGUCGUACACGCGGAUUACGCCAGCCACGGUGGGGAUGGACGUGGAGGAGUUUGGCGAGAAAAUGACGUUCUCCAUGAGCAUGUUUUCCAGCUUGCUUUUGAACGGCACAUCGGCGCCAAUGCACAAGGCGCUGAUUGACUCGCAUAUUGGGCUGGACUACAGCGCUAACACCGGGUAUAGCCCGUAUACUAGGCGCACGUCGCUGGCGGUGGGGCUGCAGGGGAUUUCAGACAGUGAUAUUCCGCUGGUGGAGCGCCGGAUCAGGGAAACAUUCGCCUUGGUGCAUGAGCAAGGCUUUGAGCGGCGCCGCGUGGACGCUGCAUUGGCAGGUGUGGAGCUGGCGUAUAAGCACCGGACUGCGGAUUUCGGGCUCAGCCUGAUGAAGUCCAUCAGCACCGGGUGGUUCCAUGGGGUUAACCCGGUGGAGUACCUUAAGGUUAGCGAGAACGUAGCGCGCUUGCGCGCAGACAUUGAGCGCGGUGGGUUCUUCGAGUCCCUCGCCGACCGCUACUUCCUCAACAGCCAGCAUACGCUUAAGUACGCGAUGCUGCCGGACACCAAAUAUAAUGAGCGGCUGGAUCGCAGGGAGCACGAGCUGAUCCAGGGCAAGCUGGCGUCUUUGAGCAGUGCGGAUCUGGCUCUGGUUGACCGCAAGAACGAGGCAUUGGCGCAGGAGCAGAUGCGCCAGGAGGACCUGAGCUCGCUGCCGACGCUGACGCUAGCAGAUGUGCCUGCGGAUGCCGGGCGCUAUGCUUUGUCGAUGGGCGUGGCGGGCGACGGCACGCCGGUUCCGGUGCAGUGGCGUACGACUUCGACUAAUGGGAUCAGCUACCUGCGCGUCAUCAAUGAUGUGCGGGACAAGUAUCCGGAGCUCCGCGCAUACCUGCCCUUGUUCUGCGAGUGCCUGACGUAUCUCGGCACGACAUCGCGCGACAUGGCGGAGAUCGAGACCGAUAUCCGUCUGCAUACCGGCGGCAUUUCAUUCUCACCCUUUGUGACGACGGAUCUUGCGAACCUGGGUCAUAUUGAGGCUGGAAUUUCAUUCGGGUCGCAUUGCUUAGACCAGCAUAUUGAACCCAUGUACGGGUUGGUAUUGGAACUCGUGCGGGAGACUAAUUUUGGCAACAAGGACCGACUGAAGGCAUUGCUGAAUGCGCUGGCGAGCAAUAUGUUUAACGACGUGGCUAGCUCCGGACACGCAUAUGCGAGGAGACUGGCGGCAUCGACGCUUGUGCCGGAGGCGGGGGCGCUGGAAACGAUGAAUGGGAUUUCUCAGGUCAAGUUUAUCAGUGACUUGGCGAGGCUCAAGGACCUGGACCCCGUGGUGGAGAAGCUUAAGCGCGUGCAGGAAGUUGUGUUCAACAAGCUGACUAUGCGCACGGCAGUGACGACCAAUAAGGGAAGCUCUGACGAUAACCAGCGCGCGCUGGAUCAUUUGCUCCAGUCCUACCCCCAGCAAGGCCACCAGCAGCAGUCGAAGCAAGGGGGCUGGAAGGAGGUGGAGAAAUUCACUGCAACCAGCGGUCGGUUCUUCUGCCCAUUGCCUUUUGCAACUAACUACGCCGGUAUGGCGACCCGCUGUGUUCCUUAUAACCACGCAGACAGCGUCAAACUCCAGCUGCUGGCCAAAUUCCUCACUCCCAAUUACCUGCACCGGGAGAUCCGCGAACGCAACGGAGCCUAUGGCGGUGGCGCCGGGUAUUCUGCACUCCAGGGUGUUUUCAGCUUCUUCUCGUACCGUGACCCAAGUCCCCUGACGUCCAUCGAGACUUUUGCAAAGUCUAUCGAGUGGAUUACCGCAGAGAAACAUGAGAUCUCAGAGAGGGAGAUGAUGGAGGCCAAGCUGUCUGUGUUUGGAGAUUUGGAUACGCCGUUGUCUGUGGCUGAGGAGGGUAUGGGGUAUUUUACCACUGGGGUUACGGAUGACAUGAGGCAGGAACGCAGGGAGCAGUUCUUUGCUGUUACGCCGGCUGAUCUGAAGGACGUUGCCUGUAGGUAUUUGGCCUCGGAGAAUGCCGCCAAGGUCACCUCUGUUGCGGUUAUUGGAGAAGAGACCCUGGCCAUUUCCGGUGACUGGGCCCAGGUACAUCUGAAGUAACAUAAAUUAUAUGGCAUGAAAUAUGUUUUUUUUAUUAUAGUUUAUAUGCGAUU
This is a messenger RNA of Kickxella alabastrina, 3107 nucleotides long. RefSeq names its product peptidase M16C associated-domain-containing protein. Gene Ontology annotation, biological process: protein processing. The record is from RefSeq and is a predicted model, not a curated record. NCBI's taxonomy places the organism in Eukaryota, Fungi, Kickxellomycota, Kickxellomycetes, Kickxellales, Kickxellaceae. Bases 1 to 3054 code for a protein of 1017 amino acids. Gene Ontology annotation, cellular component: mitochondrial matrix. The transcript is spliced from 2 exons. Gene Ontology annotation, molecular function: metal ion binding.